UCUGCACAGUUACCAUUUAUGAAAGCUGGCAAAUGGAGUGUAAGUAGGCGUUCAAGGGAGGAGGGGGGGGUCUGCUGUUUACGUAGAACAUAUAGAUAGACGUAUACGGAUACACGGCUCGGCUCUUUACUUUUUUAUGCACUGACCUCAGAAGAGAGAAAUAUACAAAAAAAAAAAAAAAAAAAAUGCAUCCAGACUCCAGCUCUGAGCUCGACCCAUCCUCCAGCUGUAGUCCGGCAGCGCCUGGCGGGGACACCCCUGGGUGCAGCCUGAGUCCUCCUGACUCGCUUUCAUCGUCAGUGGACAGCGCCAAGGUAGAUGCGAUUCUGAUCGUUAAACAGGAUGGUGACAGCUCUGCACCAGCCGCCUUUGUUCCGUCUGUGACUGCAAUCUCAACGUCGCCAGAGCUGAAGUGGAUGGUGCAGCCGACUGCCAUCACAUCUGGCUUUGCAAAAACCAAGACCGAUGGCGCAAACCAGUCGUCCCCAACAGGUGCAAAGAGGGCAAAAACGUGCAACAAGAAGGCGCAAAAGGAGCAGCCCUCUAAAGAAGACGAGGAGAGAAGGAGGAUUAGGAGGGAGAGGAACAAGAUUGCUGCAGCAAAGUGUCGCAACAGACGGCGGGAUCUGAUAGACAGCCUACAAGCUGAGACUGAUUCCCUGGAAGAGGAGAAGUCAACUCUCCAAACUGAGAUAGCUGAUCUGCUGAAAGAGAAAGAAAGGCUGGAGCACAUCUUAGCUUCCCAUCAGUCCUCCUGCAAACUGCCAACACAAGAUGACAGCGACAUGGAGGAGGAAGAGGAGGAGAAGGUGGAGGAUGUUGACUCAGUGCUGCAGGAUCCUCCGGCCUCCCCGCCGCUGCUCUCCAUCAUGGAGAAUGUAAAGACCCCCGAGAGCAACUUAGCUGCUGGAGAAGUCCCCGCUAGUCAGGACGCUGAUCUUUUUUGUGUCCCGGCUUCUGCGGCCAUUUUGGGGAACUCCAACAUCCUCCUGUGCUCCAGUGCAGAAGAGGAGGCCUUGCAGGACCUUAACGGAGAUGACCUUGACGAUUUGGUGCCCAGUCUGGAGAUGGCUGCGUCUGUCCCUGACAUAGACCUCAACGGGCCCUUCUGCCUCCCAGACUGGGAAACUCUCUACAAGUCUGUGGCAAGCGACCUCGAGUCCUUGACCACGCCGGUCAUGUCUUCUAGUCCCACCUGUAGCAGCUACCGCACCGUCUUUUCCUUCAGCUGUUCUGAGAUUGAAUCCAUAGCGGAAGACUGCGAGGCCCUCAAAGGCAGUCACGCAGGGUCAGAGUUGAUGAAAGAUAGUCUGAACUCCCCAACACUCUUAGCCUUGUGAAUGCAAAUAAUUUAUGCAACAAUAUACAGUAUUUGUAUUCUAACCAGCUAGCAAGCUAUCUCUCUCAAAUAACCUUUUGUAGUGUGAGCUAUGAUGUAUAAACCUGAUAAUUAAAGGUUGUGCAUAUUGACAAUGUGUUUUCUGUAACUGUGACAGGGUUGAAUUCUUCCAUUUUGUUUCAACUGUCUGAGUUUACAUUUGUGCUGGGAUCCAAAUGCAUGCAAAAACAACAAAAAAAAAGAGUCAUCUGUAUUCCAACAAAAAGGUGGUGAAUUGUGUUUCUAAGAAAAAAAAAACAAAUCUAAAUGUGAUAUGAAGUUAACACACAUUUGAUAUAGCUUAAUAUAUGUGAAACAGUGCUAUUGUGACAAGUGAAAAUAGAGAGAUGCUAAAAUGUAGCAGUGUUGGUGUAACAUCUUGCUGUGAGGUGUCCCCUGAUCUGACUUGACAUUUAUCACCUGAAGCUUUUCCAUAGCCAAAAAUCAAAAUGAAAACAUAAUCAUAUCAUGUAUUUUCUCAAGAUGUACUGUAUUUUAUGGCAUAGUUUAUUUUUUUACUCAUCAAAUAUGAUGCUGAUGCAAAAAAUGGAAUAUUGCUGAAAAUAAAACACAACAUUCACAAAUCA
Poecilia reticulata (guppy) is the source of this 1965-nucleotide messenger RNA. Its product is annotated as protein c-Fos. The record is from RefSeq and is a predicted model, not a curated record. Gene Ontology annotation, molecular function: DNA-binding transcription factor activity, RNA polymerase II-specific; RNA polymerase II cis-regulatory region sequence-specific DNA binding. Lineage: Eukaryota; Metazoa; Chordata; Actinopteri; Cyprinodontiformes; Poeciliidae. Gene Ontology annotation, cellular component: nucleus. Gene Ontology annotation, biological process: regulation of transcription by RNA polymerase II.